Messenger RNA from Boeremia exigua, 1074 nucleotides. Its product is annotated as emp24/gp25L/p24 family/GOLD-domain-containing protein. Gene Ontology annotation, biological process: endoplasmic reticulum to Golgi vesicle-mediated transport; Golgi organization; protein retention in ER lumen. The transcript is spliced from 4 exons. NCBI's taxonomy places the organism in Eukaryota, Fungi, Ascomycota, Dothideomycetes, Pleosporales, Didymellaceae. The record is from RefSeq and is a predicted model, not a curated record. Gene Ontology annotation, cellular component: endoplasmic reticulum-Golgi intermediate compartment; endoplasmic reticulum; COPII-coated ER to Golgi transport vesicle. The coding region runs from base 46 to 657 and encodes 203 amino acids.
AACAACACCCUCCGGACGAACCACAGCCCCCACGGCCACGCAAAGAUGCUGUUCUCGCCCAUUGGUCUCCUCGCCGCGGCGGGCAGCUUGCUCUCGCUCACGUCGGCGCACAACAUCCAGAUGAAGGCGCACCAGCGCGAGUGCUUCCACGAGUCGCUGCACAAGGACGACAAGAUGACCGUGACCUUCCAGGUCGGCGACCGCGAGUUCGGCGGCAGCGGCAACCUGGAGAUUGACUUCUGGAUCGAGACCCCGUCCCACAGCUACCAGGUCCACGAGCGCGGCGUGUCGUCGGGCGACCACACCUUCGACGCCGCCGAGGACGGCAAAUACACAUACUGCUUCAACAACGAGCACUGGGGCGCGAACACAAAGGAGAUCUCGUUCAACGUGCACGGCAUCGUCUACGUGCCCGAGUCCGAGGCGCCCCAGGAUCCCCUGGACAAGGAGGUGCGCCAGCUGGCCGAGCUCGUCUCGCAGGUCAAGGACGAGCAGGGCUACAUUGUCGUUCGCGAGCGGACACACAGGAACACCGCUGAGAGCACCAACGCGCGCGUCAAGUGGUGGAGCAUCUUCCAGAUUCUGGUGCUCGGCGCGAACGGCGGCUUCCAGGUGUGGUGGUUGAAGAGGUUUUUCGAGGUCAAGCGUGUUGUAUAAGAGGGUAUGGCAGUGGCGGUCAGAUAGCAUUGUUCAUUUGGCGUUUGAGCGCACAGGAACUUGGGAAAAGUACGAUAAGAGGCGGGCAUUGCAGGCAGUUCAGAAAUGCAUGAACUUCUUGACUUUCGUUGUGCAUCGUAAGAUAUGGGAGGUGUUUAUGGUAACCCGGCCAAGCUCGUUUCAAAGAGCGCAUGCUCCCCAGGCGACAAUCCCAUCUCCAUUCUUUGUUGGCAAAGUGUAUGCGCGACACAGGAAGCCAUGUUUAGAACAUGCAGCCUUGGGUCACUCUAAUUCUCACGUAGCAGCUGCAGGCACCCGUUCUCCAGGCCGCUCCCUGCACCGGCCUGUUGCGCUCUCUCUGCCAGACCCCGUGUUGCUGCAUCCUCUUAGCAUCCUCUUGUUGUUGGCUGGCAUGCC